AUGACAGGAAAAGUAAAUGAAUAUAAAAUAAAUAAUCUCACUUCGUAUACCACAUAUGAAAUUUCCGUAGCUGCUGGAAAUGUCCAUGGUUUUGGUGAAGAGACUAUCGCUUCGUUCUUAACUACAUCUGAAGGUGAGUGUUAAAAAUAUAUAUUGGAUGUCUUUUUAGGCUAUAUAGUCGUUUUCCAGUUUGUUUAUAUGGGAAACGUUGUUGCCACCAGCGAAAAGAAAAAGUGAAAAACACAGAAGAAACUUGCUCUGAACGUAUCUUAUAAUACAGUGCUACAGUGCUAUAUAAGCUAUUAAUAUUAAAUUCUCUCAAGAAGCCCCUAUAUUUCUUUAAUAUAAGAAAUGUGGCAACGUUUACCAUACUUUGCUUUGUUACUUUGGUUUAAGUAAAUAAAUGUAAUCCUCGAACAAAUUGACAAUCACUCCCGAACGUUUCGAUACUCCAUUCUAGCAUCUUACGCGUUAACGAGGCCCGACUCGAUUCAAAUAUUUCUGAUAGUAUAUGAUUGACCUUGAUGGCUAUGAUACUUGCGUAGCUCAAUCAACUAUUAAAUAAGUAAAGAUCUUAUCCACUCUGAAUUGAAGGCUGUUUGUGUGGAAAUUAGGAAGCCACAUGCAAACCUGGAAAGAGUGUUCAAUGUUCCUCGGAUCCUGAAUUUUCCUUUUUCAAAUGUUCCUCACUUAUAUUGGUUGUAAAAUUGCUGAGGAAACAAAACAAUCUUCAAAUUCUAUUAACAGGAUAUGAAGAACACUUCGCAAUCUCAAAAUAAAGUCAAAUAGCAGAUAACUAAACAUGAUUCUUUAAAAUUCUCCCUCAUAGAACGCGUGAAAAAUUCAAAAUGUUUUUCAAUCUUGUUGCUAGGCAAAUGUUCCUCAGGAUCUAGGAUCCCGAGAUCCCACUUUUUUCUAGGUUUGGCCACAAAGUCGGCCAUUUUUGGUUACAACUAUUUGUCGACCACCAAAUUAAUCACAUGAUUUCUUUGAAAAUUUUGAAAAAUUAAUCUGAAAGCGAUUGAUGAUGAAAAUAAAGAAAUGUAUAUUCUUGGUGAUUUAAAUUGUGACAUGCUUAAAACAGAAUUCGAUACACCAACCAAGAAAAUAAAGUCACUGUAUGAACUAUAUCAAUUGUCACAAUUAAUUAAGGACCAUUAGACAAGGCUACUCGGGUAACCAUUGCAACCUCCAGCCUCAUUGAUCAUACAGUCACUAAUAUACCAAAGAAAAUCUCAGAUUCUGAUGUCAUUCAUACAGGAAUCAGUGAUCAUAGUUUGGUAUUUGCCAUCAGAAAAAUCCAUAUUUCUAAGAAACAAGAUGAAAACAUAGUGGAAAUUAGAAAUAUGAAAAAAUUUGAUGACAAAAAAUUUGUUGAAGAUUUGCUUAAUCAGCAUUGGGAAUAUGUAUACUUCCUUCGCAGAUAAUCCAAACACUACGUGGGAGAUUUGGAAGAAAUUGUUCGAGGAAGUACUAAAUAAGCAUGCACCCAUUCAACAAAAAAAGACCAGAUAAAAAAGUCCCUUGAAUUACUAGUGAAAUCAAAAAGCUUAUAAAAUAAGAGGGAUAGAUCUAAGGGAAAAGCCAUUGUGAAAACCUUGAAGCAGAUUCGUUAGUGUAUAAACAAACCAGAAAUAAAGUAAACAUAGAAAUGAAAAAAGCCAAAAAGGAUUAUUACUCCAAGAGAAUUGCUGGUCAUCAACAAAAUCUAAAGGAGGCUUGGAAAACAAUAAACAACUUGCUAAACAGACAAAACAAACCAACAAAAGUAAAUGAGUUAAAUAUAAGUGGAAAUAAUUUAACAAAUUCUGAAGACUUUGCAGAGGGCUUUAACGAAUUCUUUUCAAAUAUUUGGCCUUACUUAGCUAGCAAAAUUGAUACUUCAAAUUAGAAUUUUCAAGGAUAUAUUAAAAAACCUAAAUCAGAAUUCACAGCAUUUGAGUCAAUUGCCACCAACAAAGUUUCCAUCUCCAACGUGGCCUUUAUAGUGCAAAAGUCAAAAUUGUUGACUAAAAUGGAUCCUAAAUCAUGCACUUAUACUGAUUUAUUUACUUUCAAAAGUGAAAUAACAAAUUAUAAACUUCGAGAUGUUGAAAAUACUCUUUGCUUACCACAUCCCCGUACAAAUAGCUUGAAAAAAAGUUUCAUGUUUGACGGGGCACACAUUUGGAAUUCUUUACCAACCGAAAUUAGAGAGAGCAACUCCACCAUGUCCUUUGAAACUAAAAUCGCUACUCACAUUUUUGAAUAGCAUUACUAUUUUUAUACCUAUAUAUAUAUAUAUUUCUUACUAUAAGUAAUAUCUUACUAUAUGCUAUAUCUUUGUAAUGUUAUUAUUGUACACGCCCCUUGUGGAAAUCAUGCAACCUAGGUUGAGAAUGGUUAGCGUGUUUAAAUAAAAGUUUCUAUCUAUCUCAUUUCAAAAUUAUAUUUUGUGCUCUUUCCCCUAGCUUUGUUACCAGGCAAACCGACAAACCUCACCGUCAUUGACAUCACGUCUAGAAGUGUUGAAAUAUUUUGGCUAGAUCCUAAAGAACCAGGAAGAUUUGGUAUUUCACGAUUUUGGAUUAAACUGAAGAAAGAAAACUCACUAAUCCUAAACGUUACCAUAGGAAAAGUCAAUAAAUAUAAGAUAGAUAAUCUCAAUUCGUAUUCUAUACAUGCAAUAUCCGUAGCUGCCGGGAAUAUCAUUGGUUUUGGUGAAGAGAGUACUACAUUGUUCUCAACUACGUCUGAAG
Messenger RNA from Paramuricea clavata, 2738 nucleotides. NCBI's taxonomy places the organism in Eukaryota, Metazoa, Cnidaria, Anthozoa, Malacalcyonacea, Plexauridae. The record is from the annotation of a GenBank genome assembly.